CUGCUAUACUCAGAAAAGCAGAGGGCUGGACGACUGGCCUCAGGAGCAGGCAGUGCUAACACGGGGAGGCUGGGGCUCUGGGUAGAAGAAAAGUCACAUGUCACAGAAUGAUGUCUUCUGGGAAGAAGCGAGCUAAAAGUGGGGUCACAGUCACCCUUGAGGACCCACACCCUGAAGAGCCCAUGGAGCAGCAGGAUUCACCCAAUGAGAGGAGCCCCCAAAGUCCAGGAGGCAGCAUAUGCCACCCUGGAGCCCUGCAGUGCACCCGCUGCCUCAUCACCUUCGCAGAUUCCAAGUUCCAGGAGCGUCACAUGAAGCGGGAGCACCCAGCUGACUUCGUGGCCCAGAAGCUGCAGGGGGCACUCUUCAUCUGCUUCACCUGUGCCUCCUCCUUCCCCUCCUCCAAGGCCCUGAUUGCCCACCAGCGAAGCCACGGUCCAGCCACCAGGCCCUCCCCGCCGGUUGCACUCACCACUGGCCAGGCCACCUUCCCUUGUCCAGACUGUGGCAAAAUCUUUGGGCAGGCUGCUUCUCUGAAGCGGCACCGCCAGAUGCACGAGGCCCGCGCCCCUCCUGGCACCUUCGCCUGCACCGAGUGUGGUCAGGACUUUGCACAGGAAGCAAGGUUGCAUCAACACUACAUUCGGCAUGCCCGGGGAGAGCUCUGAGUGCAGCAUAACCCCCUCUCUGGUGAUAGGGGACUCUGUAGUGGGCAGGACCUACUAUGAUAUGGGGCACAGGAACUCUUGGGGCCUUGGAGAGAUUUGCUUCACUCCUUGGGCAGGCAGAAGGCUCCUUGUUAAGUAGGACCCAGAAGAUUUUUA
Messenger RNA from Nycticebus coucang (slow loris), 824 nucleotides. It is a transcript of the gene ZNF576, whose product is annotated as zinc finger protein 576. Gene Ontology annotation, biological process: regulation of transcription by RNA polymerase II. The transcript is spliced from 3 exons. The record is from RefSeq and is a predicted model, not a curated record. Bases 108 to 668 code for a protein of 186 amino acids. Lineage: Eukaryota; Metazoa; Chordata; Mammalia; Primates; Lorisidae. Gene Ontology annotation, molecular function: RNA polymerase II transcription regulatory region sequence-specific DNA binding; DNA-binding transcription factor activity, RNA polymerase II-specific. Gene Ontology annotation, cellular component: nucleus.